Molecule: messenger RNA, 1254 nt
Organism: Scedosporium apiospermum
Lineage: Eukaryota; Fungi; Ascomycota; Sordariomycetes; Microascales; Microascaceae
Product: DnaJ-related protein SCJ1
Exons: 2
Coding region: 1-1254 (417 amino acids)
Biological process (GO): protein refolding
Cellular component (GO): cytoplasm
Molecular function (GO): Hsp70 protein binding
Source: RefSeq, a predicted model, not a curated record
AUGCUGUUGAAACGCGCAGCUCUGCUGCUCUUCUCCUUAGCACAGCUUGUUCUCUGUGCUGAGGAUUACUACAAGGCAAGUUUGGUCCUCGGAAUAAGCCGCGAUGCCUCCGACAAGGCCAUCAAGUCCGCCUACCGCAAACUAAGCAAAAAGUACCACCCGGACAAGAACCCCAACGACAGCACCGCCAAGGACAAAUUCGUCGAGGUCUCCGAAGCCUACGAAGCCCUCAGCGACCCGGAGCUCCGUCGCAUCUACGACCAAUACGGCCACGAAGGCGUCAAGAGCCACAAAGAGAGCGGAGGCGGAGGCGGUCGUCGCCAGGACCCCUUCGACCUCUUCUCGCGCUUCUUCGGCGGUGGUGGCCACUUCGACAGCCACGAGAAGAAGGGGCCCGCCGUGGAGCUGCGCGUGGCCGUCGGCCUCCGAGAUCUUUACAACGGCGCCGAUACGGAGUUCCAUUGGGAGAGGCAGCACAUUUGCGAAAAGUGCGACGGGACGGGAUCGGCUGACGGCAUCGUCGAGACGUGCCCCCACUGCCAGGGCCACGGCGUGCGCAUCGUUAAGAGGCAGCUCGCGCCCGGCAUGUUCCAGCAGUUCCAGACGCCAUGUGACGCCUGUGGCCAGAGGGGCAAGAUUAUAAAGAAUAAGUGCCCCGUGUGCCAGGGCCAGCGCGUCGUAAGGAAACCUACCCCCGUAGAUCUAAAGAUCCCACGCGGCGCGCCUCAGGAAUUCCGCAUCGUCUAUGAGAACGAGGCGGAUGCUCACCCGGACCACAUCGCGGGCGAUCUCCACGUCACCAUCGUGCAGAAAGAGCCCGAUAUCAACGACGAGAACCCCGACAAGGUCGACGGCACUUUCUUCCGACGCCGCGGAGACGAUUUGGUUUGGCACGAGGUUCUCUCCCUUAGGGAAGCCUGGAUGGGCGAUUGGACGCGGAACCUGACGCACCUUGACGGCCAUGUUGUUCAGCUCAGCCGCAAGCGAGGCGAGGUCGUGCAGCCCGGUCACGUCGAUACCGUUGUCGGCGAGGGCAUGCCGAAGUACCACGAGGAUGGCGAUAGCGUGUAUCACAAGACGGAAUUUGGAAACCUCUUUGUCGAGUAUACCGUUAUAUUACCGGACCAGAUGCAGAGCGGGAUGGAAAAGGACUUCUGGUCCGUUUGGGAGAAGUGGAGGGGUAAGAUUGGUGUGGAUUUGCAAAAGGAUAGCGGGCGGCCCAUUCAAGAGAAGGCUAGCCAUGAUGAAUUAUAG